This is a messenger RNA of Meloidogyne enterolobii, 600 nucleotides long. Lineage: Eukaryota; Metazoa; Nematoda; Chromadorea; Rhabditida; Meloidogynidae. The record is from the annotation of a GenBank genome assembly.
AUGUUACCUCUAUCAAAUUGUUUCUUUCAUCACAUUUUCUUUAUUAUGUUACUCCAAGGUUGGACUUCAAUUUAUUUUAAAUUUAAAUUGUCGAUUUAUUUUAAAGUUUCUCUUGGGUGGCAAAACUUUGAGGAUUAUCCCGAAAAUCAUUAUCGACACAUUAAUAACAAAGAUUAUCCCUCAGAAGAAGAUUUAAAAGAUUAUUCGAAUGAUAAAAGUAUUAGUGAUGAACCUACCCCCAAAAAUAUACAGAAAACACUUGAACAUCUUGCCAGAUCGGGUAAUAUGCGAAAUAGUGCUGAUUGGCUAAGAAAACCGGAAAACAGACAAUUUCCGGAAAAGACAAAGAGAAAAGAGAUUAACAACAAUAUAUUUCCGGAAAAUGAAUUGGAGGAAGAAGAAAAUAUAAAAGAUUAUGGUAAAAAUAGUGAAAAUGUUGAAGAUGAAGAUAAUGGAAAAGAUGAAAAAGAAGAUAAUAAUUGGACAAACAAAAAAGAAGAAGGGAAAGAAGAGGAAUAUGAUGAUAAUAAUGAGGAAGAAGGAAUAGGUUUGUUCGUGCCCGCUCAAAACAUCAAACACUUAAAAUAUCUAGACGGGUAA